Molecule: messenger RNA, 357 nt
Organism: Nicotiana tabacum (common tobacco)
Lineage: Eukaryota; Viridiplantae; Streptophyta; Magnoliopsida; Solanales; Solanaceae
Source: RefSeq, a predicted model, not a curated record
AUGGCUGGGUUGCAAAGAUCGGCUGUUUCAUUCCGCAGACAAGGCUCCUCUGGACUUACAUGGGACGACAAAUUCUUGUCAGGUGAAUUGAAACAGCAUAUAAACUAUAAGUACGAAACUACUAAAUGUAACAAAGCUUCUCAUUCCAAGGGACAACCCAAAGAGGAGAAUAUGCUGGUGAAGGCUUCAUCAAUAACCGUUGGAUCAACGGUGAAGAGCCGAUCCAACGGCACCAGCAGAGUGUCACCAGCUAUAGAACCGCCGUCUCCUAAGGUAUAUGGAUGUGGAUUGUGUAGAGGUAUUGGCAAAAAAAGUAAGUCGCGUCGUGGAAUUCCGUACGGUAAGCGUGCUUUGUGA